Molecule: messenger RNA, 1977 nt
Organism: Durotheca rogersii
Lineage: Eukaryota; Fungi; Ascomycota; Sordariomycetes; Xylariales; Xylariaceae
Product: general substrate transporter
Exons: 2
Coding region: 412-1965 (517 amino acids)
Biological process (GO): monosaccharide transmembrane transport
Cellular component (GO): membrane
Molecular function (GO): hexose transmembrane transporter activity
Source: RefSeq, a predicted model, not a curated record
GGUAGUUAGAGGUACCUGGCGGUUAAGCUCUGAUAAGUGGCACCUUAGGCAGGUAGUACCUGUAGCUACCAAGUGAUCUUCAAUGGUGUAGGUAUAUGGUACUACCUGCAUGCACCGACCUGAGGCCCCUAGGUUGGCAGGUGGGUCGGUUACCUUGGGUACCUGUGGAGGCUCAGAGCUCACCCGCAGUUGUCGUCGGCUUCUCGUAUUCCUACGUCGCGUUCUUCGUGCGUUUAGGGCCCUACACCUCUAGCUCUCUUCCUGCCCUUCUCUCUCUCACUCCCUCUCGCGUCUCUUAAUAGUCAUAUCUGUACAGGCAAUUUUCCGUCUUUCCCUCAAAAAUUUAAUCGGCCUUCGUCUACCUGCCCGCCUCUUCCAUCUCCUCCCAGCCAUCCGACACACCAUUUAGAGAUGCCGUCCCAUGGGCUACGGCAGUGUAUCGGCGAUGUCUCGCCGUAUCUUAUCCUUUUGGUCAUCAUCAGCACUCUAGGACCGUUGCAGUUCGGGCUUCAUCUUGCCGAGCUCAACGCGCCACAAGAUGUCAUCAGCUGUCGAGUUAAGCCGGCCGUCUCCUCCAGACUGUCCUCAGUCCUAUCUUUCGUAUCUUCCCAGGACAAGGUCGCUGCUUCUACGUUGCCCGACUGCAUACCGAUGGACGAUGCCCAAUUCGCCGCCGUAUCGAGCAUGUUCACCCUUGGCGGGUUGGUCGGGGCGUUGGGGAGCGGUCCCUUAUCUUCGGCGAAAGGCCGCCUACCGGUUAUGCGGUUGACCAGCUUGUUCUACGCAACAGGCUCCGUGAUAGAGACCCUUGGUGCUUCCGUCGUCAUGAUGGCCAUCGGACGAGUUAUCUCCGGCGUCGGCGCUGGCGCCGCGACUGUUAUCGUGCCUAUCUAUAUCAGCGAGGUGGCCCCGCCUCGGGAGCGCGGGACCUUCGGAGCCAUGACCCAAGUCAGCAUCAACGUCGGUAUCUUGGUCACGCAGACCAUGGGCUACUUCCUCAGCUAUGGUUCAGCAUGGAGAUGGAUACUAAGCUCCGGCAUUAUCAUCGCUGCAUCUCAGGGACUCGGCCUCCUCCUAGUGCCAGAGAGCCCGGCUUGGUUAGCGGCGAAUGAGAGCGUUGCGAAGGCGAAACAAACCCUGCAAAGGAUCCGCGGCCGUAGCUACGACGUCGAAGAAGAGGCUGCCGUGUGGGACUCCGGGUUGGCACCGGAGGAAGAGGGCCUUCUCGAUGAUCCCUCUACCCGGCCGGUGGGAACGAACCCGAGGAGGGAUUCGGCUGCUAGUAAGGCUAGUGGGAAGAAUAGUUCCCACCUCGGCUUCUUGCAGGUCAUCAAGGACCCCUUGUAUCGUCCCGGACUAAUAGCCGCUAUUGGUGUUAUGUGCGCACAGCAGCUGUGCGGCAUCAACUCCAUCAUCAUGUAUUCGGUGUCUCUCCUAAGAGACCUCUUGCCGAUCAACUCGGCAUUGUUGACGAUCGUGAUAUCAGCUAUCAAUCUCGUCACCACUGCCGCCUGCUCGCCGCUCCCAGACAAACUCGGGAGGAAAACCUGCCUUCUACUUUCCAUAUUCGGCCAGGGCGCGAGCGCCCUCGUAUUGGCGGUGUCCAUAUUGUUCGAGACCAAAGUUAUCUCCGCUCUGACGGUGUUGUUCUUUGUCGCCUUCUUCGCCGUCGGACUCGGACCGGUCCCUUUCAUCCUGGCAUCCGAGUUGGUCGGACAGGAAGCCGUCGGAGCUACCCAAUCGGCCUGUCUGGGUGCAAAUUACGUCGCUACAUUCUUGGUGGCACAGUUUUUCCCGAUCAUCAACGUUGCUCUAAACAAGCGAUUCGGGGGUGCCGGUUGGGUGUACUUCAUCUUUGCCGCCCUGGCAGUCCUGAGUGGGCUUUUUGUCCAAUCGCGCGUGCCCGAGACGAAAGGGAAAAGGGAUGCGGAUGAGGUUUGGGGUCGAACACGCCGGAUUGACUAGAAGGGGGGGGGG